Acanthisitta chloris (rifleman) is the source of this 1296-nucleotide messenger RNA. It is a transcript of the gene DCLRE1C, whose product is annotated as DNA cross-link repair 1C. The record is from RefSeq and is a predicted model, not a curated record. Lineage: Eukaryota; Metazoa; Chordata; Aves; Passeriformes; Acanthisittidae. The transcript is spliced from 5 exons. Gene Ontology annotation, biological process: protection from non-homologous end joining at telomere; interstrand cross-link repair; double-strand break repair via nonhomologous end joining. Gene Ontology annotation, molecular function: 5'-3' DNA exonuclease activity; damaged DNA binding. The annotation marks the transcript as partial.
GAUGAGGACUGCAUCCGAGGGAACAGGCUGCCCUGUGGCAUGACUUGCCAAAAUGGAACUCCCUUGCACGUAAUCAGCAUCAAACCCUCCACCAUGUGGUUUGGGGAGAGGAUGAAGACGACCAGUGUGAUAGUGAGGACCGGGGAGAGUACGUACAGAGCUUGUUUCUCUUUCCACUCUUCAUAUAGUGAGAUCAAGGAUUUCCUGAGCUAUGUCCGUCCUGUGAAUGUCUAUCCCAACGUGCUGCCAGUGGGUGGGACAGAGGACAAGGUCAUGGAAAUAUUGAAGCCACUGUGCAGGUCCUACAGCAGAAAUGUGGCACCCAGAUACAAGCCCUUAGGGACACUGAAGAGAGCUCACAAGAGAGAACUGUCUGAUACAGAUGAAGAGGAUCUCUUUGAUUCAGGACCUGCUGCUGCCAAGCCCAAGAUUGCCAAGCAGCAGAGAGGAGAGAGCAGGACCUGCAGUACAGCACAGCCUCAAAGUGCUGAUGGAAACAUCAGUGAGAGCACAGAAAGCCACAAAGCCCCCACAACCUACACCUCCCUCAAGUUGGACUUUGUGGACUGUGAGGAAUCCAAUGAUGAUGGUGAUGAUGAUGAAGAGGAACCUGAACAAAAUACAGUUCAAGUUGUUUCCCCUGAGCCAGAUGCCACUUCCAACAGAGUGACUGGUGACCAACAGGAAUCUCAUGCUGAUGUUCCUCGCUGGGAUGAGUUUUUUAUGUGUAAUAAACUAGAGGAAAGCUCUGAAAAUGAGGACAACAUCCCAUCUUCAGCAGAUGCUGGUGGGUCCCAGUCACUCUUCAGCGAUUCAGAUGGAGUGAGUGACUCGACACACAUCUCCUCCCAAAACUCUUCCCAGUCCACACACAUCUCUGAGCAGGGGAGCCAGAGCUGGGACAGCCAAAUGGACACGGUGCUCAUCACCUCCCAGGAGAGAAGUGCCCAGGAGCUGGGCUGCCCCAGAGGAGGUGUGAGCAGAGCAGAUGCUGUGCCACAGGACAGUGCCAGGGACAGCCAGCUGGGCAGCUGCAGGACACCAGGGGACCUGCAGAGCAGAGGCUGGGAGAGAGCUGCAGGAGCUGGCACUACCCAUGCUCAGGAUGUGCCGGUGGAUGUGAGUGACAGCUCCAGGACUCCUGACCUGGAGCUGAGGAAGGACUCCCAGAGCUCCUCCGACUUCGAAAUCCCCGCGACUCCUGAUGCUGAAGUGCCUCAGCCAGAUAAACUGCUCCAUCUCUACAAGAAGCUUGCAGCAGGUGAGGACAUAGUGAGGGAGAAAAAAGCCUCCUGA